ACGGCCCGGGCACCGUCUGUGCUAACCAAUCAGAGCCCAGUUCUGUCACGCUCCCAGGUGUAGGCGCCGUCCCGCCCCCCCAGCCGAAGCGCGUUCUGAUUGGUGGGAAGGGGACCGUGGGCGGUGUACCGGAAAUAGAGACCGUAACCAUAGCAGCAGUCGAGCGGGUUGCUGGGGCUGCGUUCCUUCCGUUUCCGCCUCCCUCUCCGCGGGCCUGGCACAGAGACCGAGAGCAUGAGCAAGGUCCGAGAGAGCCCCGCGGCGGCAGCAGGAGCCGCCGCAAUCCUGCUUCGCUACCUCCGGGACCAGAAUCGGCCACACAGCGCCCAGGACGCCUUUGGGAACCUGCAGCGGGAGCACGGGCUGGGCAAGAUGGCUGUGGUGAAAGCACUGGAGCAACUGGCUCAACAAGGGAAGAUAAGAGAGAAGGCUUAUGGGAAACAGAAAAUAUACUUUCCAGACCAGGAUCAGUUUCCCACAAUGAGUGACUCUGAGCUUAAAGCCUUGGACAAUGAAAUCUCGGAGCUUUCUUCAAAAGUACAAACCCUUCAACAGAGCUGCCGCCAUAUGGAAUCAGAACUGAAGGAUCUGAAUGGCUCAAUGACAACCCCCAAGAUGAUUAAAGAGAUUGAAGAGUUAAAAAAAGAUUGUGCCAGUUACACAGAGAAACUGGAGCGAAUUAAAUCUGCAGCCAACCAUGUGACUCCUGAAGAGAAAGAAAAGGUUUACAAUGAGAAAAAGCUGUACUGUAAAGAAUGGAGACGGAGGAAGAGAAUGGCGACUGAGCUACUUGAUGCAAUUCUGGAGGGCUACCCCAAAAGCAAGAAACAGCUCUUUCGGAAGAAUCGUCAUUGUCAGCUCUGGGGGCACAUGGCAGCUCCCAGAGCCCAGGAAACAGAGACAAAAACGGAUACCUGCAGUUACUGAGGCAGUGUCUGGCCUGGGGAUCAUUUAGACACCUGUGCCUGAGAAGACCUCACAGGCACACCACUUAGCUACCGAUUGGAUGGACUAGCUCCAAACAGCUCUUUCAAAAGAAUGGGACCAAAACACAGUAAAGGGCAUCUCUGCUGACAACAGCCCACAGCAUGAAUGAGCGGCUGGGGAAAUUCAUUAUAGCAAAGGCCAAUAACAAAGAUACUGGGUGCCAACUGGGCCACCUGCUUCUCCCGCAGGCCCCUGGGGUUGGGCCCUGGCUUGUCUAGGCAGGAUUCUCACUAGAAGGGCUCUGCUGCAUUCCGGAUUUCAAGAGAGACUGGGUGUCUAAGCUGAGAUCCCUUCCGCAGAGGGGCCAACUUUUCAGCACUUCCUGGAAUCAAGCCCCUUUAAGGUGGCUCAGAGUAGGCAUCCACUCAGCACUCAAAAACCUCAGCCAAGAAGUUUCUUCAGCACUUCGGUCCAGCUCUCCUCUGUUCUACAUUACCAGGAGAGUCCCAUCAAACUGCCUUGCAGGAAGCCAGGACACCAUCCUCCCUACCCAAGGGCAGGGGAAGCUGGCAGAGGAAGCUCUUGCAAUCACAGUCUCUUACAGAAUAGCUACCUAAGGAGAAUGAGACUGAACAGGAAUAUGAGUGAGAGAGUGGAAAAAGCCCCUAUUAACUGAAGUGCUGGAGAAGCUGGUGGAACAUAGAGAAGGGACCAUACCUGUAUU
Messenger RNA from Chelonoidis abingdonii (Abingdon island giant tortoise), 1651 nucleotides. RefSeq names its product PSMC3 interacting protein (gene PSMC3IP). The record is from RefSeq and is a predicted model, not a curated record. Gene Ontology annotation, biological process: homologous chromosome pairing at meiosis; meiotic strand invasion involved in reciprocal meiotic recombination; meiotic joint molecule formation. Gene Ontology annotation, molecular function: recombinase activator activity; double-stranded DNA binding. Gene Ontology annotation, cellular component: condensed nuclear chromosome; DNA recombinase auxiliary factor complex. NCBI's taxonomy places the organism in Eukaryota, Metazoa, Chordata, Testudines, Testudinidae.